CGCUUCACUCAACCUUCAAGCUUCUUGCCUUCGGACCACUGUCGGUUCCAUUGUGAAGGCCCUGGAACAGUCAAGUCAAGAGAAAUACCUUUUGACCUACAUAGCUUGGUCUUGAUGGUCAUGCAUGCUCUUCAUCAAGAAAUUUUACCUCCCAGUGGGGUGGAAUUCGCCACCAGUCUCAAGCUGACGCCUUCUACGGUCAAGAAUUGGGAGCUCCCGGUGCCACCAAACGCGUCAACACGCCACGAAUUGACGGCCAGAGUUCUCUGCAACGUCGUUAUUGCACGAUCAAAUAUUCUACGAAUAUUCGAAGUGCGAGAGGAACUAGCAACCGUGUCAGUUCAGGAUGAAGAAGAACGGGAGAAGAAUGGCAAGAUACGGAAGGACACGGAGGCGGUUGAAAGCGAGGUGUCUAUGGACAGGCAAGGAGAGGGCUUCGUGAAUAUAGCCAAGUCAAGCUCUCAAAAAGCCUCCGUUCAAACCAUUACCAAGUUUUACUUUCUACGAGAACAUCGCUUGCAUGGAAUUGUUACCGGAAUGUCGGGAGUGAGGUUGAUGGCCUCCUUCGACGACAAACUAGACCGUUUGCUGGUCUCUUUCAGAGACGCCAAGAUUGCUCUAAUGGAAUGGUCGGAUGCCGUUCAUGAUCUUAUUACGGUGUCGAUUCAUACAUAUGAGCGUGCCCCCCAAGUCAUGUUCUCGGAAUCUAGCCUCUUCCGAGCGGACCUUCGGGUUGACCCCCUCUCUCGCUGUGUCGCUUUAUCCCUCCCGAAGGAUUCACUUGCAAUUCUCCCGUUCUAUCAGUCACAGGCAGAACUUGAAGUAAUGGACCAAGACCAGGAUCACGCUCAUUCGAGGGAUAUUCCCUAUUCACCAAGUUUUAUACUGGAUCUCCCCUCGUCCGUAGACAAGAACAUCAAACAUGUCGCCGAUUUUUCCUUUUUGCCUGGCUUCAAUAAUCCAACUAUAGCGGUCCUUUUUCAAACCCAACAGACAUGGGCUGGCCGCCUUAAAGAAUUCAAAGAUACGUUCCGACUGGUUGUCUUCACGCUAGAUAUCUUGUCGCAAAAUUUUCCCAUAAUCUCGUCUGUCGUUGGCCUUCCUCAUGACUGUCUUUAUAUUCUGCCUACAACCACAGUACUGGGAGGAGUAGUUGUUGUCACCAGCAACGCUGUGAUCUACGUCGACCAAGCCGCCCGCCGUAUUACUCUCCCUGUCAAUGGAUGGGCUUCUAGGAUGAGCGACCUUCCUUUCAUGACUCCACCCGGGGAAGAAAGCCGUGAUCUAUCGCUAGAGGGCUCUCGUUCCGUGUUUGUAGACGACAAAACCCUUUUCAUCACACUGAAAGACGGAACCGUCUAUCCUAUCGAGAUCGUCGCCGAUGGCAAGAGCGUAUCGAAACUGGUCAUAUCUGCUGCUAUUGCGCAGACGUCCGUCCCAAGCCUCGUCAAAAAGCUGGAUGACCAUCAUAUCUUUAUCGCAAGUAUGGUUGGACCCUCAGUUUUGGUCAAGGCUACGAAGGUCGAAGAAGAGGUGGACGAUGAUGAGGCUAUGGACACUGUGCCUACGACAGUGGUAGACACAUCCACUACUAUGGAUGUUGAUGAUGAUGAUGAUGAUAUCUAUGGCUCUUCCAUGGUUCCUGAACCUCAAGUCAACGGAACUACAAGCGGAGUCACCAAGAAAACACGGACUGUGAUACACCUCUCUCUGUGUGACACCUUGUCUGCAUAUGGACCGAUCUCUGGCAUUACAUUCUCAGUGGCUAAGAACGGUGAUCGGUCUGUGCCCGAAUUAGUUGCCGCCACAGGCAUCGGUCCUCUUGGAGGUUUCACGCUCUUCCAGCGGGAUCUUCCCUUUAGAACGAAGCGUAAGCUUCAUGCAAUCGGAGGCGCUCGGGGGAUGUGGUCGCUUCCAAUCCGGCAGCCAGUCAAGUCGGGAGGCGUCACUUUUGAGCGACCCAUUAACCCGUUUCAAGCAGAAAAUGACACUCUUAUCAUUAGUACUGAUGCUAACCCAGCUCCUGGUCUUUCACGAAUUGCUAUACGCUCUGUCAAAAGUGAUAUCUCCAUCACUACCCGUAUUCCUGGGACGACGGUCGGGGCAGGGAAUUUUUUCCAGCGAACUGCUAUUCUCCAUGUUAUGACUAACGCUAUUCGAGUCUUGGAGCCAGAUGGUACUGAAAGACAAAGUAUCAAAGACAUGGACGGCAACACACCGCGGGCCAAAAUCCGUGCUUGUAGCAUUUCAGAACCUUUUGUUUUAAUAUUGCGGGAGGACGACUCCAUUGGUCUCUUCAUUGAGACUGAUCGAGGGAAGAUCAGGCGCAAAGAUAUGUCUCCCAUGGGUGAUAAGACCUCAAGGUACCUUGCUGGAUGCUUCUUCACCGAUUUCAGUGGCGUAUUUGAACACGCCCUCGAAAGCAGUGCAGCGGUCCCUAACAGCGCUGUGAGCGAAAAGACAUCGACGUUACAAAACGUCGUAAGUUCGGGUCAUCGAACGCAAUGGCUUCUUCUCGUUCGGCCUCAAGGCAUUCUGGAGAUCUGGGCUUUACCAAAACUAACGCUUGUGUUCUCCACCAGUGCCAUCUCUACACUUCAAAAUGUCCUCACAGACUCGCAUGAUUCUGCCGCAUUGUCUCUGCCCCAAGAUCCUCCUCGCAAGCCUCAGGAUCUGGAUAUUGAACAGGUGCUUGUGGCGCCACUAGGAGAGUCGACACCCCAGCCUCAUCUUUUCGUGUUCUUGAGAAGCGGACAAAUAGCUGUAUAUCAAAUUCUUCCCGCUGGUUCAGCUGCUGAGACGCCAUCAUCUCCUCGGGCUUCGACCCUGAAAAUAAAAUUCAUUAAAACAUACUCGAAGGCGUUCGAGAUUCAGAGGUCCGAGGAAACCGAAAGAAGCGCUAUCGCUGAACAAAAACGUAUCUCACGAGCAUUUAUCCCAUUCGUUACAACACGGGGCUCAGGUGCAACAUUUUCUGGCGUCUUUUUCACCGGUGACAAUCCGAGCUGGAUCAUCGCCUCGGACAAAGGUGGUGUUCAACUGUACCCAUCGGGUCAUGGUGUCGUCCACUCCUUCACUCCUUGUUCGCUAUGGGAGUCGAAGGGAGAUUUCCUUAUAUACUCCGAAGAGGGACCCAGUCUCCUUGAGUGGAUGCCGGACUUUCAAUAUGAAAGCCCUAUCCCGACGCGUUCUAUUCCGAGGGGUCGUCCCUACUCCAGUGUACUGUUUGACCCUUCGACAUCUCUGAUCGUUGCAGCUUCAUCUUUGGAAGCGAGAUUCGCUUCUUUCGACGAGGACGGCAACAGACUGUGGGAGCCUGAUGCUUCGAAUGUAGGGUAUCCCAUGACAGAUUGCUCGACUCUUGAGUUGAUAUCACCGGAUUUAUGGAUAUCGAUGGAUGGCUUCGAGUUUGCCUCAAAUGAAAUUGUCAACGCGACUUCUGUAGUAUCCCUGGAAACGUCAAGCACCGACACUGGCAGCAAGGACUUCAUCGCUGUGGGCACGAGUAUUAAUCGCGGAGAAGACCUUGCCACGAAAGGAUGUACUUAUAUCUUUGAGAUUGUUGAAGUAGUACCAGAUCAAAAGUCUGCGCCGAAGCGCUGGUACAAGCUCAGGUUGCGCUGCCGCGAUGAUGCAAAGGGCCCGGUGACAGCGAUUUGCGGCUUCAAAGGCUAUUUGGUUUCAUCCAUGGGUCAAAAGAUCUUUGUUCGGGCCUUUGAUUCAGACGAACGCCUCGUGGGCGUCGCUUUCCUCGAUGUUGGGGUGUAUGUGACUUCGCUUAGGAGUCUCAAAAAUCUUCUCCUCAUUGGUGAUGCUGUGAAGAGCGUUUCUUUUGUUGCGUUUCAGGAGGACCCCUACAAACUCGUUGUUCUUGCCAAAGAUCUUAACCACGUUUGUGUAACUAAUGUUGAUUUCUUCUUCCAAGAAGACGCUAUGUCAAUUGUCACUUGUGACGAGGAAGGUGUAAUACGGAUGUACGAGUACAAUCCACAAGACCCUGAUUCCAGAGACGGUCGUUCCCUUUUACUUCGGACUGAGUACCAAAGCCAGGCUGAAUAUAGGGCCUCAGCAAUGAUUGCCUAUAGGAGGAACGGGGCUAUGAUUCCUGAAGCCAAACUGAUAUACGGUGCAACAAAUGGAUCAAUCGCUUCUCUGACACCUCUGGACGAACCUGUCGCUAAGAGGUUGCAAUUAUUGCAAGGCCAGCUAACGCGCAAUAUCCAGCAUGCUGCUGCUUUGAACCCAAAAGUGUUUCGCAUCGUGCGGAAUGAUUUCGUUUCCCGACCACUUACGAAAGGAGUCCUCGAUGGAAAUCUGCUUGAGCAUUUCGGAGCAUUGUCAACAUCGAGACAGGUUGAAAUGACAAGACAGAUUGGAACGGAGAGAACCGUCAUUUUGCGUGAUUGGAUUUCUUUGAGUGAAGUUUGGUAAUUUCACGUUUGUAGUUAGUCCUGACGAAUAGACUUGAUCCUACUCGAACAUGACAGCAGUUUU
Messenger RNA from Desarmillaria tabescens, 4494 nucleotides. Its product is annotated as CPSF A subunit region-domain-containing protein. The coding region runs from base 115 to 4431 and encodes 1438 amino acids. The transcript has 23 exons. Gene Ontology annotation, molecular function: protein binding; nucleic acid binding. Gene Ontology annotation, cellular component: nucleus; mRNA cleavage and polyadenylation specificity factor complex. Lineage: Eukaryota; Fungi; Basidiomycota; Agaricomycetes; Agaricales; Physalacriaceae. The record is from RefSeq and is a predicted model, not a curated record.